UGUUUUAUAUAGAAACAGAAAGAUGUCAGACUUCAGCGACCACUCCCCUACCACCCCCCCUCCGUUCCACUGCGACUACAGCGACUGGUCUCCUUCCUUCUCCAUCAUCCCGUCCGUCUACCUGCUGGCCUUCCUGGUGGGUUGCCUUGGCAACAGCUUGGUGCUCUGGGUGUACCUGCAUCGAACCACCAGGAGGAGGAUCAGGACAAAAGACAAACGCCAUACUGGAACUGGACAGCGGUGUUGUUCAAUCAGAGCUAAUCACCACGGUGCUGUCAGAACUCACCGUUUGCCUUCUGAUAAAAACAAACCAGACUGUGGUAAUCCAUCAGGACAAAACCGCAGACCGUCCUCUCAUGCCUUCAUCUCUUCCUCGUGCCCUCCCUCCAUCCCGCGGCCCCCUCUCUCUCUGACAGACUCUCUGAUAGCCAGUUUGGCAUUGGCCGACCUUUGCUUCCUCGUGACUUUACCGUUCUGGGCUGCCUACACAGCACUGGGCUACCACUGGCCUUUUGGGCAACCCCUCUGCCAGAUCAGCAGCUUCCUCACGGCUCUCAACAUGUACGCCAGCGUUUUCAGCCUGAGCAUGCUCAGCGUGGAGAGGUACUGGGUCUUGACGGGACGCCGGCACUCGGGCCACCGUCCCUUGCAGAGGUGUCCCAACAGGACUUUGUGGAUCCUCGCGGCGGUGUGGACAGCGGCAGGCCUCCUGGCUCUUCCUGGCUUGCUGCUGCGUUCUCUCGGGGAAGUGGAGCUCGACCCCAAGUCCGAGGACGACCCAGGGUCUGUCGUCCUGUCCUGCCAGAUGGAUUACUCCGUGCUGGUUGGGGCGCAGCUGGAGGAGGCUGAGAGAGACAGGGCUGAGAUGUGGUGGGCCGCCGUGUUGAGCCUAAAGUCAACCCUGCUCGGCUUCCUGCUCCCGCUCGUCAUCCUGCUCGUCUGCUACUGCUCGCUGGCCCGGCUGCUCAGCAGGCACUUCGGAGGCGGCCCGCGUCCCGACCGCAGGCACCAGCGCAGACUCCUCAGGAUCAUUGUCACUUUAGUGAUGGCCUUCUUCCUGUGCUGGAUGCCGCUCCACGUCAACAAGACCGUCUCCGUCCUGCUGGAGUUCGGCUUCGUCCCGUACUCGUGCCCUCUAGACCAGGCUCUGCUGGCUGCUCACCCAUACGUCACCUGUUUGGCUUACCUCAACUCCUGCCUGAACCCGCUGCUCUACGCCGCCUGCGACCCGUCGUUCAGGGCAAGAUGCAGAGCAGCUCUGCUCCUGUGGUGCAGAGCGUGCACGGAUGAAGCGGAGAGACGUGGGAGGAAAGAAGUGCAGGGGAGACCAGAGAAGGACAAGGACACAACAAGGUCACAGGAGAAUGUAGAGGAAAGGACCGAAGAUGAGGAGGAAGAGGACAGAUUAUAGGGAGCUUGGUGACACAGGUGGAGGGAAAAGGAAUGAUAAACUCUUCUUGUUCAAACAAAAAAACAAAAUAGUUGGAUCUAAACAAAAACUGAGAAACUGAAUAUUAUUUGUUGAACAUAAAUCAUUAUUAUUGCUGUCCUUACCGGCUGACUGUGCGACUAGUGUUAUCAUCCAGAAAUGGCAAUGUUCAAACAGUAUGUUCUCAUGGUACUAUGGAGACGUUUCCCACAGGAAAAAUGUAUCCGUUUCCUAAAUGAUAUAAUUGUGUAGGAAUGAUCUGGGGUCAAACCAGAGCUUCUCAUGUCAUAUGAUAUGUUUUGCAUCCCUAAUGUCCUCUGUGUUUGUCGGCUUGUGUCGCACUGCUUUGACUGUUUAUUGCAUUUUGU
Fundulus heteroclitus (mummichog) is the source of this 1797-nucleotide messenger RNA. RefSeq names its product apelin receptor 2 (gene aplnr2). Gene Ontology annotation, cellular component: membrane. The transcript has a single exon. The record is from RefSeq and is a predicted model, not a curated record. Gene Ontology annotation, biological process: immune response; G protein-coupled receptor signaling pathway. Gene Ontology annotation, molecular function: G protein-coupled receptor activity. Lineage: Eukaryota; Metazoa; Chordata; Actinopteri; Cyprinodontiformes; Fundulidae. Bases 23 to 1411 code for a protein of 462 amino acids.